Molecule: messenger RNA, 1761 nt
Organism: Ustilaginoidea virens
Lineage: Eukaryota; Fungi; Ascomycota; Sordariomycetes; Hypocreales; Clavicipitaceae
Exons: 3
Coding region: 1-1761 (586 amino acids)
Biological process (GO): transmembrane transport; carbohydrate transport
Cellular component (GO): membrane
Molecular function (GO): carbohydrate:proton symporter activity
Source: RefSeq, a predicted model, not a curated record
AUGGCGAUAGCCAUGGGCUGGCAAAAGCCGGACAAUGUCGCUGGUUCCUCGGCUCCUGCCAUCAUGGUCGGGCUCUUUGUCGCUUCUGGAGGCCUACUCUUUGGUUACGACACUGGGGCCAUCAACGGCAUUCUUGCCAUGACGGAAUUCAAGCAACGGUUUGGCGGCAAUUGCCGCUCCCCCAGCACCAACGACACCUCACCCUCGGCGGCGGCGGCGGCGGCGUCGUUGAAUCUGUCGAUAUGCCCCAGAGAUGCGUCUCUCAUUGUUGCCAUCCUCAGCGCCGGCACGGCUGUAGGAGCACUGCUCGCCGCCCCAGCCGGAGAUUCACUGGGCAGGAGAAUCAGUCUACUCGUCUCGGUAGCCGUCUUUUGCGUCGGUGCCAUCUGCCAAGUCUGCGCCGAUGCCAUGCCACUCCUGCUCGUGGGCCGAGCGAUAGCGGGUGUUGGCGUAGGAGCCAUCUCCGUCCUGGUGCCAUUGUACCAGUCAGAGAUGGCGCCGAAGUGGAUUCGGGGAACUCUAGUCUGCGCAUAUCAGUUAUCAAUCACCAUCGGGUUGCUAUCCGCGUCCGUCAUCAACAUCAUCACGUCCAAGUUUGACAACUCGUCAGCGUUCCGAAUACCGCUGGGCCUGCAAAUCAUCCCGGCCGUGAUUCUCACCGCCGGUCUGCUCGUGCUUCCCGAAACUCCACGCUUCCUCGUCAAGAGGGGGCAGAACGAGGCUGCGGGCCUCUCCCUCAGCCGGCUACGGAGACUGGACAUUACCCACCCCGCCCUCAUCGAAGAGCUGCAAGAAAUCAUCUCGAACCACCAGUACGAGCUCACCCUGGGGCCAGCUACCUACAAGGACGCCCUGUGCGGAUCCCCACACCUCGGCCGCCGCACAUUUACCGGCUGCGGUCUUCAGAUGCUUCAGCAGCUCAGCGGCAUCAACUUCAUCAUGUACUACAGCACCACGUUCUUCGACGGCGUGGGGGUCACCAGCCCCUACACGAAAUCCACCAUCAUCAACGUCAUCAACGUCGUGUCGACAAUCCCGGGCCUGCUCGUCAUCGAGCCUUGGGGACGUCGAAGGCUGCUCAUGAUUGGCGCCCUCGGCAUGGCUGCAUGCCAACUCCUCAUGGCAUCCUUCACCACCGCGGCCGGCGCAGAUUUGCGAAACGUCAAGGAGACCAUUCUCAUCGUCUUUUGCUGCUUCAACAUAUUCUUCUUCGCCGCCUCCUGGGGCCCCGUGGUGUGGGUCGUCACGUCCGAGAUCUACCCCCUCAAGGUGCGGGCCAAGUCCAUGUCGCUCUCGACCGCCUCCAACUGGAUACUGAACUUUGGCAUCGCGUACGCCAGCCCGUUCAUGGUCGAGGCCGGCCCGGGCUCGGCCAGUUUCGGGCCCAAAAUCUUCUUCAUCUGGGGAGCGUUCUGCAUCCUCGCCUUCUUCUUCGUCUGGUGCAUGGUGUACGAGACGAGCAAGAUUAGCCUGGAGCAAAUCGACGAGAUGUACGAGCGCGUCAGCCACGCGUGGAACAGCAAGGACUUCCAACCGAGCUGGAGCUUCCAGCAGAUGGUCGACCAGGGCUGGUCGCCGAGCGGCAUCCCAGAACACGAGCUGCAAAGCACGCCGUCGCAGACGAGCGCCGACACCACCCUCGGCGACUCGAGCUCGUCCACCAUUUCCAUACGCCAUGACGAGGAGCACCAGACUCGACGGGCAUCAUCAGCACGCGACACCAAGACGCUGCCGGUGGCGAAUGUCGAUUUCAGUUAUUGA